UUUAGGAAUGAAAUCGUCUGCAUUGUUUAUUAUAUUUAUGGUUUAUACGUAGGUAUAAAUUGUAAAGGUUUGCGAGAUAUUUUGUAACAUAUACGAACAAGCCUGAAUGGUCCUCAGGCAUAUAUGCAACUGAAAACUCAGACCCCAGAAGUGACUCGAACCAAUACUGCCAGGAGCACUCUGCAACUGGUGUACAGGACAACAUAUUUUGUAACAUUUAUGAGUGACAUUGCGAUUAUGUACAUAACAAUACUUUAUCUACAUUAAUUAAACUGUCACUAUCCACUACUAAUUGAAAUUCCCAAAUGACUUUAAAUUAUCGAUCAUUAUAUACAUGUUAGCCUUAAGACUAGUCGGAGACCCACCGCUGUGCGCGUCUGUGGUUUUGUGAGGAUGUACCUUUAACCUACAGGUACUUAAUAUAAUUACCAUUCCCCAGGAUGCAACCACAACAGUUGACUAAUUCCUAAGCAUUUAUUUACUGAUGGGUGAACAGAGACAUGAGGUGAAAUGAAACGUUGCCGAAACAUAUUUGUUCUGACGAGGUAAUUGAACCCGGGACCUUUCAGUUGUAAACCAACGGCGCUGCUCACUGCGCUUAUAAAAUUAUUAUUAUUAUCUAAUAUACGUUAAUAUAUUUACCUGAGAGCCACCGUCUCUUUAUAUGUGGACAUAUGUAAACAAUUAUUUUACAAUAUACGACAUUUAUUGAAAAUAUAUCUAUAUCAAUAUCAAAAUUGAUAUUGUAUUUCAGAUCAAAACUAUUAGGAAACUUUGUAUAUCUCCUUCGUAAACAAAGAAUAUCAAUAAAUUGUUAUUGAUAUUCAUGUAAAUUGUUAAAUUGUCAUUAAUUUUCUAAAUAUCAAUGCCAUCUCAGCUAGUUUAUUUAUAUUUCCGUAAAUCCGGAUUCCGGCUCCGAACGCACGUUGUUGACAAACAGGCAGCGACAAUAUUGACAUUUGCGAGAAGUUCAGCUGGACGAGACACUUGACCGAGCCGGUGGCAAGGUACUGAUGCUGUCAUAGUGAUGCUCUGGUUAUACCAGUGCAGUGCCAGACUCUAAGGUUUUGAGAGCCCGCGUUAUCCCGUCCUUGAUAUAAAUACAUACCGUCUUCAAUGCCGUGAAUAUAAAUGAGCCCGAGAAACUGUAAUAUUCGUGAAAUUUGUUAUAAUAACUAUCGCGGUGCUGACACUUCUAAUAAAGUAAAAAACCUAAUCAAUUAAAUUUUGUACUUGCAACCAGAGUGAACAAUGGAGUGUGCUGCAAUAAAGCUUCUGAUCGACACUCAACAUGAAGCAUAUAAAAAUGCAUUGGAAUUGUUUGUCACUCAGUUGACAAAUAAAAUUGAUGCUUCCCAAGUGCAGAUACUGGAACUGGCUAAAAGCCUGGAAUACAUCCAAGCUGAUGUUUCCGAUUUAAAAUCCCAGGUGAAGCAACUUGCUAACAAUAAAGCUGACGAUAAGCAAAAUACCCAAAAUACCAUGAAGUGGCAAGAUCGGAUUCGCUCCAGUCAACUGACAAGAGAUGCAAACCACAUCACAGACAGUCAUCCCACCCACACCAGUCUCUGUAUCGAAGGAAUGGAUGAACUCGAACAUGAAACAUCGGAGCAGUUGACUGCCAAGGUAUCUAAGUUCUUGGAAGAGAAGCUGAAGAUGUCAGGUGUCCCCUUGGAACAAGUUCAUCGCGAGGGGCAGCAACAAGACCACCGUCCACGCCCAGUUAUCGUUACAUUUUGCUACUACAAGGAUCGAUGUGCUGUGCUGAGAUGCUCUAGGAUGUUGCAGGGUCUGAAAAUAUACAUCCACGAAAAUCUCAUUGACACAUCGCAAAGGAUGGUGAAAGCUAAGGAAGGAAAAAUGCCUUAUCUUAGUCACGCCGAGCUGAUUGCGAAAUACAAAGAUACAACCUCUCAUGAUGCCUUCAACUGUGCGAUCCUGCCUGUAACAGAGUCAUCAUCUGCCCCAACAGAAGCUGCCAUCCACCAGCAAGGCGUCUCCUCCACUCCUAAUGCUGAUACGGGCGGCGGGCGACAGGUGGUCUCUCUCCACGUGGGCCAAGCCGGUGUACAACUUGGGCGUGUAUGCUGGGAACUGUUUUGCCUCGAACAUGGUAUCUUCCCAGAUGGUGUACCCUACCCAACUGUUAAUGAGGAAUCAUCCUUGGAUCCUUUCUUUUCUGAAACAAGUGAUGGAAAAAUGGUGCCCAGGUCCAUCUUCAUCGACUUGGAGCCCUCUGUUGUAGAUGAGAUUCGACGUGGAACACACCAGGAUUUAUUUCAUCCAGCAAAUCUGAUUACCCACAAGGAGGAUGCUGCUAACAAUUUUGCAAGAGGUCGCUACACCAUUGGCCGGGAAGUUGUGCAUACUGUAAUGGAGCGCAUCAGGAGGCAGGUUGAAGCCUGCUCUGGUCUGCAGGGAUUCAUAUGCACUCAUUCCUUCGGUGGUGGCACUGGAUCUGGGUUUAUGGCGCUGCUGUUGGAGAAGCUGCUCCAAGAAUAUUCCAGCACCAGCUUAAUGAGAUUCUGUGCAUUUCCUUCACCACAGAUGUCAACAGCAGUAGUGGAACCUUAUAACACUAUUCUCCACGCUUCAAAUACCAUGGAGUAUGAUCACUGCGCUUUUGUAUUUGACAAUGAAGCUACAUAUAACAUGUGUGUAAAUAAAUUAGGAAUUGAACGCCCAACUUUCUCAAAUCUGAAUCACCUUGUUGCUCAAGUUAUAUCUGCAUCUACUGCCUCUCUCCGAUUUGGUGGUUCCCUCAAUGUAGAUGUACGAGAUUUUAAUACAAACUUGGUGCCUCUUCCCCGCCUUCAUUUUCCAGUGAUGACUUAUGCACCAGUCAUACCAGCAGACAAUGCUUAUCGAGAGCAACAAUCUGUUUCAGACAUGACCACAGCUUGUUUUGAUCCUUCUUCACAAAUGGCAACAUGUAAUCCAGUUAAUGGCAAGUACAUGUCAUGUUGCUUGCUAUACCGUGGAGAUGUAACGCCUAAUGAUGUGCAGAGGGCUAUAUCUGCUAUAAAACUCAAGAAAACUGUUCAGUUUGUGGAAUGGUGUCCCACAGGUUUCAAAUUAGGAAUCAACAGUGGACAUCCAAAGGUGCUCCCAGGUGGAGACCUAGCCAAAAUGAGCAGAGCUGUAUGUAUGCUAGCAAACACCACUGCCUUUAAAGAUUCCUGGGACCGCAUCAACCAAAAGUUUAAUCUAAUGUACAGCAGACGUGCAUUUGUACACUGGUAUGUUGGAGCAGGUCUAGAAGAAUCUGAGCUUACAAUUGCUCAAGAAAAUUUGGCUCAGCUUGUGAAAGAUUAUGAAGAGGUUGAUGGUGAUAGUACUGAGGAAAUUGAUACUGAUGAAUUUUAAAGAAAGUUUAGGGUAAAAGCUCUUCAAGCUUACAGUGACAAGACUCCUAUCUGCCCAUGCUCGCUUCCCUGUUGCUCAGAUAGAACUACUGUAAGUGUGGAGAAAUUCAACCUUAAUCCCUAUGCAUACCUGUUCCUGUUCCAUGCAUACACACACUUAUAUGCCUGGCUGAAUUGUUGGUCAACACCAGCCAACAUAACAGACUUCAGAGGUGGUCUCGACCACUGUCAGCCUGUUGACUUUUUCCGCUUCGGCGUUUAUCUGCGCUCGAUGCGAUCUGGACUGUCAUUCUCGGGUUGGCCUUCACAGCCACAGCAGGUGUUGCAUCCAACUAGACACCCAGGGCACAACUCUAUAACCCCAUGG
This is a messenger RNA of Procambarus clarkii (red swamp crayfish), 3732 nucleotides long. The record is from RefSeq and is a predicted model, not a curated record. Lineage: Eukaryota; Metazoa; Arthropoda; Malacostraca; Decapoda; Cambaridae.